GAAACUUCUCCAUCUGCAGGAGGAAACUUCUCCAUCUGCAGGAAGUAACUUCUCCAUCUGCAGGAAGAAACUUCUCCAUCUGCAGGAGGACACUUCUCCAUCUGCAGGAAGAAAUUCUCCAUCUGUAGGAAGAAACCUCUGUGGAGCAGAUGAUGAUGGUCCAGCAGCAGAACCAGUAGAGCCUCAGAAAACCUGCAGGUCAGAUGAAAGUGGUCUGAGAUCUUCCUGUCUGUUUCCAGCAGCAUCUCGUAGACGCUCCGUGUGGUGGAGUACUGAGUUCAUAGACUACAUCAGAAGUUCCGAUCCUGGUCUGGGUCUGAUUUAGCUGGUCAGGAGGUUGAAGAUGAAGAAGCCUCUGACACUCAGCAGUACCUGGAGCAGCUCUGCUGACAGAGAACCAGAACUGAAGAAGUUCAAGAGGAAGUCCCGUGAGCCUAAAAGACUUUUCACAGCCUCUGAAAGUGACAGGAUGAGAAUCUUCCCAAUGGACAUGUCUGAUGUCAACACAGCAGACGAGUCUCAUAUGGGGGUCCAUAACGUCAGCAAGAUGGCUCCUCUGCAGCGACAGCUGCUGAUGCCACAGGAAGUGAUGUCAGGAAUGCCAGGAGACUGCAUGGCUCCAGGUCACAGUGGUGCCAUAGACAUGAGGAUAGGGAUUAAUGUUCCCGGUGUCACUUCCAGACUGUCCCAGUCCCCUUUGUCUCCGCUGUCCAACCAUGAGAUCUCCCACUGGCCCACCUCCAUAUCUCAGCCCCUGUCCAACAGACUCAAACUGGGCCUCCACCCUACCUUCCCUCUGUCCAUGUCCACCGGUGGACACCUUUCUCCUGGACAUCAGGAAUUCUGUGUGGAGACAUGUCUGCCAGGACAGUCUUCAGCCUCGUCCCGAGUGUCCCGGUCCUCCCAGAGUCCAGACCAGCUGGAAGUCCAUGUCUCCUCCCAGAAGGAUUCUCCCAAAAAGCAGGUUGGGAUGGGCGCUGAUACUCGGGGACAUCUCCCAGAGGUCAAAGCCGUCCAACAGACCAGGAGGCUUCUCGCCAACGCUAGGGAGCGGACCCGCGUCCACACCAUCAGCGCUGCAUUUGAGGCCCUGAGGAAACAGGUGCCGUGUUACUCCUAUGGACAGAAGCUGUCCAAGCUGGCUAUACUACGGAUUGCCUGUAACUACAUCCUGUCUCUGGCCCAGUUAGCGGAGCUGGACUACAGCUCGGACCACAGCAGCGUCAGCUUCUCCCAGUGUGUGGAGCAGUGUACCAGGACUCUCCAGGCUGAGGGCCGGAGCAAGAAGAGGAAGGUGAGGCUGGAAAACCCCAAAGACCCCAGAUGUCAAGGAGAAACAUAUGGUCAUCAUACUACACCGCGUCAUAACUUAGUGAGCAGAAACUAAAAGUCAGCAUUCAGCUGUUUACACAAUGCCAAGGAGGAAAGACAUCAGCAAUGACCUUAGAGAAGCAGCUGUUGCUCCCAUCAAUCUCCUAGGUUAUCAGGUCAUUUCCAGACUAUCUGAAGUCCAUCGACCUGCAGAGAUGAAGAUCUGCUGUUGGGAACUGGUAGGAGCUAGUUAACUCAUUGGUAUUUAUUGAUAGAUUUUUAAAGACGGUUACCA
Melanotaenia boesemani (Boeseman's rainbowfish) is the source of this 1606-nucleotide messenger RNA. It is a transcript of the gene atoh8, whose product is annotated as atonal bHLH transcription factor 8. The coding region runs from base 344 to 1387 and encodes 347 amino acids. The transcript has 4 exons. The record is from RefSeq and is a predicted model, not a curated record. Gene Ontology annotation, molecular function: protein dimerization activity; DNA-binding transcription factor activity. Lineage: Eukaryota; Metazoa; Chordata; Actinopteri; Atheriniformes; Melanotaeniidae.